This is a messenger RNA of Rhizophagus irregularis DAOM 181602=DAOM 197198, 1584 nucleotides long. RefSeq lists its product as uncharacterized. NCBI's taxonomy places the organism in Eukaryota, Fungi, Glomeromycota, Glomeromycetes, Glomerales, Glomeraceae. The record is from RefSeq and is a predicted model, not a curated record.
UUUUAAAAAAAAAAAAAAAAUUAAUAAAAAGAGAAAUAAAGAAAAAAAUAAUAAUUUAAAGAAAAUCAUCCGUUUUUAAGCUUUUUUUUUUUAAGACGAAACAAGUUCUUAUCAUAUUAAUAAUAAAGAAAAAAAAUAAUAAUUAAAAAUGACGAAAGGACUCCCAACAAUGGCCAGAAGAAACAGUGGAUCGAUACGACAAAAAACUAUUCAAAAAUUACAAAUUCUAGUGUUAGUAUUUGUAAUGAUCUCAUUGACAUUAAAGAUUUAUUUUCAAAUGUUUCCAUCUUCAUAUGAAUCAGAUGAUACAUCACCUUGUGGAAAAUGUCCGUUAUAUGAAGAUCAACCGGACAAAAUCGAUAAUGAAUCAAUACCGAUAAUAUACGAUACAGAUUAUAAUGAUAAUUCAUACGAAAAUGAUGUGGAAAUUGAUAUUGAACCAGCAAUUCAUCCAUUACCACAAUCAAAUAUAACGUACGAUUUUACUGUGAUAACAGGAGCAAGUCAAAACCAUUUUUGUCCAACGAAAAGUUUCCUUUAUUAUAUGAAAGAUAUUUUAGAAGGAUUUAACGCAAGAUUAAUAGUUUAUGAUUUAGGAUUUUCUGCUUCGCAACGUAAAGUACUUAAAAAAUUACAAAAACUUGGUUAUUUAACAGAAUUAAGAACAUUUCAAUGGUCACAUUAUCCUGAUUUUUGGAAUAUAACUAUAGCAAGAGGUGAAUACGCUUGGAAACCUGGUAUGAUUGCCGAAGUAGCACGUGAUUAUCCUGGAAAAUUGGUUUGGUUGGAUAGUGGAACUUUGGUUGAUAGAAAAUAUUUUACAAAAUUAAAUUCUUCAUUAAGAAAAUAUGAAGGAUUUGUUUCUCCACGUUCUUCUGGAACAAUGAAAGUUUGGACUCAUCCAGGAGUUUACGAUUAUUAUGGUGAUGAUCACAACAAAUAUGAUCAUGUAGUAAAUUGUAACGGAGCAAGUGUUACUUUUGAUACAACAAAGACCCAAAAUAUUAUUGAUGAAUGGUUUAAAUGUGCAACUGUAAAAGAUUGUAUCGCUCCCCCUGGAAGUAGUAGAGUUAAUCACAGACAAGAUCAAGCCAUAUUAACUUAUUUGGCUGCUAAAAAUAAUAUAUAUUGUGAUUAUAAAAAAGAGAAACUUGGAAUUCAUACUCAUGAAGAUAGAAAUUGCAGACAAUAUAUUUCUAAUUAUGAAUCAACACAUAAAAUAUAAACAAUUAUUUUUAAUUUUAUUACUUUUAAAGACUUAUUACAAAAAUUUUAUAUUAUGUCAAUUUUUUUGUAUUAUAUAUUUUGUCCCCCCCCCUUUUUUUAAGAUUUACCUAAUAUUUUAGUCGAGAUAGAGAAUUUAUUAUUAUUAAUUUCAUUCUGUUUUAUAAAAAGACAUAAUUUAGUGAAAUUAAUCAUUAACUUUUAACUAUUAUAAAAAAAAACCAAUAAAUAAAUUUUUGUUUCAAGUUUAAGUUCUAAAAAUAAAAAAAGUCGUUGUCUGAUCUCAUCACGUGCAUGCAAUAUAAAUUUUGUCCUAUAAAUAGAUGAUGGACUUAAUGAGUUACGACUGAUCAUUUGGAG